AUGGAGCUCGCUAACAUGAUCAGUGUUCCAAUGUCACUCAACGCUGCCGUGAGAUUAGGCAUCGCCGACGCUAUUUGGAACGGCGGAGACAACUCUCCUCUCUCCGCCGCCGAGAUCCUCCCUCGCCUCCUCUCAUCUGACACUACCAUCGCCGGCGAUUCGGAGAAUCUCCAACGUAUACUUCGUAUGCUCACAAGCUACGGCGUUUUCUCCGAACAUCUCGCCGGAUCCGUCGAGAGGAAAUACUCCCUCACCGACGUCGGAAAAACCCUUGUCACUGACUCCGGCGGUCUCUCCUACGCCGCUUACGUCCUCCAGCACCACCAGGAGGCCUUGAUGCGAGCAUGGCCACUGGUUCACACGGCGGUUGUGGAGCCAGAGACUGAGCCGUACGUGAAAGCGAAUGGCGAGGGAGCUUACGCGCAGUAUGGAAAAUGCGAGGAGAUGAACGGUUUGAUGCAAAAGGCGAUGUCCGGCGUAUCGGUACCGUUCAUGAAAGCUAUAUUGGACGGCUACGAUGGAUUUAAAUCCGUCGAGCAUUUAGUUGACGUAGGAGGUAGCGCAGGGGAUUGUCUUCGUAUGAUCCUUAAGCAAUUUCCUAACGUCCGUGAAGGGAUUAAUUUUGAUUUACCUGAAGUUGUUGCCAAAGCCCCCAAGAUUCAUGGAGUAACUCACAUGGGUGGAGAUAUGUUCCAGUCAGUUCCUAGCGGUGACGCAAUCUUUAUGAAGUGGGUGUUAACGACAUGGACGGAUGAAGAAUGCAAGCAGAUAAUGAAGAAUUGCUACAAUGCUUUACCGGUUGGAGGUAAGCUAAUCGCUUGUGAGCCGGUUUUGCCUAAGGAAACCGAUGAUAGCCAACGGACUCGUGCCUUGUUAGAAGGCGACAUCUUUGUCAUGACCAUUUAUAGAACCAAAGGUAAGCAUAGAACUGAAGAAGAGUUUAUGGAGCUUGGUCUCUCUGCUGGCUUCUCCACUUUUCGACCAUUCUACAUUGAUUACUUCUACACCAUCUUAGAGUUUCAGAAAUAA
Arabis nemorensis is the source of this 1029-nucleotide messenger RNA. The record is from the annotation of a GenBank genome assembly. Lineage: Eukaryota; Viridiplantae; Streptophyta; Magnoliopsida; Brassicales; Brassicaceae.